Molecule: messenger RNA, 1849 nt
Organism: Acanthochromis polyacanthus (spiny chromis)
Lineage: Eukaryota; Metazoa; Chordata; Actinopteri; Pomacentridae
Exons: 4
Coding region: 118-867 (249 amino acids)
Biological process (GO): response to bacterium
Source: RefSeq, a predicted model, not a curated record
CAUGUCAUUUUAAAAUGGUUCCCACCCAUUUCACAGUUUCCUCCCAUUAGACAGUCACAUUAAGAUAAAUCAUUCUGCAGUAUGAUCUAAUUUAGCUUCUUUUGCGUUAACCAGACAAUGUUGCUCAUAUUUUGUCUCUCUCUUGUGUCUACAACUGGACGUUGCACAGACGUCCGGAGCUUUGUAACAAAGACCGUUGGUGUUGGACAAGAUGUGACUCUAAUAUGUAGCCGUAACUCUAAAUCAGGAGGAUUGUUAUUUUGGUUCAGAGUUGUUACUGGAAACUUGCCUGAAGUUUUGGGAGCAACUUAUACCUUUGACAGUUCCACAUUCAAUGAGACUCCUCGCAUCACGGCAAAACAAGAGCCUGGAACAUUUAUUCUGCGUAUUACUCAAACAAAGCUGAGCGACACUGCCUUUUACUACUGUGAAGAAAUAGUUGAACUACGAACAACCUUUCUGAAUAUCACCUUUCUGGCAGUCAAAGGACCAGAAGCUGAUAUCACUGCUGUCAUUCAAGACGUUCCAUCUGAGCGAGUCCAUCCAGGAAACCCAACGACUCUGCAGUGUUCGGUCCUUUCUGAGUCGAAGGAGAAAACAUGUCUAGAACCACACAGGGUGUUCUGGUUCAGAGCUGGAUCAGAUCAAUCUCAUCACAGUUCAAUUUAUGUUCAUGGAAACGGUAGUGGUAAAUGUGAGAAGAAGUCUGAGUCUCGUUCUUCACAGAAAUGUGUCUACAGUUUGUCCCAGGACGUCACCUCCUCUGAUGCUGGGACUUUUUACUGUGCCGUGGCCACAUGUGGACAGAUAUUAUUUGGAAAUGGGACAAAGCUGGAAAUGGAAGGUAACCACCUAUUUGUCAUUUGAAUUUUGACAUUGACUUGACAUUCUAAUUUCAGCUUAUAUUUUGAAGGUUUAACUUCUGUUGUUUUUAUCCUAAUCUUUUUCAGCAGCCAACAUCUCAGCAAAUGGUGUCGAUACAGUUAUGUUUCUGUUGUGUGCUGCUUUGGCCCUCAGUUUGAUUGUCAUAGCCUUACUGGUUUACACCAUCAAGAAAAAGAACUGUGAUUGUUUCAAUGGUAAACUGUCUUACUUGAUAUGACUCCACUUUUUUUCAGUAUAUAAUGAAACACUGUGUCCUAACUGAUUGUUAUUCUUGGUUCAUAUAAUCCAGCUGCUGCUGUCCCACAAAUAAGUGCUACAGUAACCAGCGGUGUUCAACAAAGACAGCCAACAGAAGACUCAUUGGUUUAUUCUGCACUAAAUUUUACAAGGAAAAAUGCCGGCACAAGGAGACCUGCAAGAGAAGUCGAGGGAGAGAGCAUUUAUUCUGAGGUCAUUUUUUGGGGUGUGAAUAGCAACAUGGACACUGAAGGUCAGAAUUGAUCUUAAUAUUUAUGUAUGGAAUGGUACAUGUGAAUAUUUAGAAAUAUGUUCAGUAUUGUUAAAUAGUAAAAUAUUUUGAGUGACAUGUAAACACUUGUUUUUGUAUGUUUGGAUCUGAUUUUUAUAGUAUCAAUUUUGUUUGAUUCAGAUAGCUUUGUUUCAGUAGUUUUGUAACCGUUUAAGUCGAUGGAUAGAUUGAUAUAUACCGGUAUGUCUCAUCUGUCUAUUAUAAGCCCAUAGUUAAUGUUCAGUCACAUAAAUCUAAGCAGCAGUUCCAAAUGUUUUUGUACUGUUUAUAGUUGAAGAAAUGUUGGGUUUGUGCAUAUGAAGCUUAAUUGUAUAACUUUCUUUUGUAAAUUUAUGUCAAAGAAGUGUUCAUAUUUGCAGUUUCACAUUGAUGGAAGUUUAUUCCAACAGUUUUAAGAAGGUUUUAAGCAAAUUUUCCAGUUGAUUUUAAAAAAGA